UCGUCAAGAACAUUCCUUACGCUCCCGUGUUUCAUAAACUCGAGGAACGACUGCUCGAUUUCAAUCGGAAAAAUCCUUCUUAUGUGUUUUUGAGAAUUGUCAGCAUGGUCGUCAAUAACUCGAAAAGCAACAACACUGAACCGGCGUUUCACACCGAAAACAACGUGUUGAAAGGAAAAGUGCUAUCAUGCGAAAGUCAAUAUACAAACAUAGGAACCUUUUUGUUUGACAAAAUGAAGAAGAAUUUGAAUCUUGUUGCACAGGUUGACGCGAUGACGGGAAUCGAGGACACCUACGCAGACAUCAUAGAUCGUUCAGUGAAAUGUGCGUUAUGGCUGCAGAAGCACGGAGUUGGAAAAGGCGAUAUCGUCGCGGUCUCCUCGCAUAAUCACCGCGAUUGUGUGGUUCCUUGUCUCGCGGCCCUUUAUAUGGGCGCCAUUGUCAAUCCCUGGGACUACGAUAUGAAUGUCCAACUCGCGCGCCAUUUUCUGACAUUGUCGAAGCCAAAAGUGAUUUUCGCGAAUGAGAAAUCGGUGGGAAUCGUGCUGGAGGCGGCGAAGAUAGAGCUAUGUCAGACAGAAAUGGUGUCAUUCGGGGAUUAUCCCGGUACGAUACCCUUUUCCGAGACAUUGAAGGGCCAUUCUAAGUCGGCCGUGGUGAAUUUUCGAUGCAAAGAAAUCAAUGAUCGCCGUGACACGGGCUUUAUCCUUUGCUCUUCUGGAACCACGGGUUUGCCUAAAGGCACGCAACUUUCGCACGAGGUGAUAAUGAACAUGCUGGCAUUGACCGAGAAUUUGGAUCUGAACAAACAGGUACCGAUGUGGUUCAGCACUUUGUAUUGGAUCAGUGGAUCGAUGCUUACUCUUAGAAGCAUAGCUUCUGGUACCAAAAGGAUCAUUGCCCCGGACUUCGACGAGACGAUCGCCUGUGAAAUUAUCGAUAAAUUUAAGGUCACUUGGUUGAUGCUGAGUACUAGCAUGGCGAAUCGAUUCGUUCGGUUUGAUCGUUUGCACGAUUACGAUCUAUCCAGCUUGACUGUUCUCUUCACUGGUGGUGCUACACUGAAACAAGAAUCCCAGGAUUUAUUAAAGAAACACUUGCCGCACUCGUUAAUAGUGCAAGCUUACGGUAUGACAGAGCUUGGUGGUUUGGUCACUGCACAAUUACCAGACACCACGAGUGGCUCUUGUGGCGUGGUGUGCACAAAUUGCGAAAUAAAAGUCAUAGACACUGAGUCUGGAAUGGCAUUGGGUCCGAACCAAAAUGGCGAACUUUGCGUGAAAUCUUGGACGAUGAUGACGGGAUAUUACAAGAAUCCUGAGGAAACCAAAAAGAUUAUCGACAAAGAUGGAUGGUUACAUACAGGUGAUUUAGGAUAUUACAAUGAGAAAGAAGAAUUUUUCAUCGUAGACAGGCUAAAGGAAAUUAUUAAGUACAGGGGACAUCAGACAACGCCAAAUAUAAUCGAGAACCUUUUGCAAACUCAUCCUGCUGUUUUAGAAGUGGCAGUGGUUGGUAUACCUCAUCGUACAGAUGACGAACAUCCGGUUGCUUUUGUCAGCAAGGUACCUAAUAAAGAGGUUUCCGCAGAGGAACUGAUCAAGAUUGUAGCUGGUAACCUGAUGGAUCACUACAAAUUGCGUGGCGGAGUAAAAUUUCUACCAAGUCUGCCACACACUCAUUCGGGGAAAAUUUCAAGGAAAGAGUUGAGAGCGAUGGCGAAAUCUCUCGCUGUUAAUUAAAUUACCAUAAAUCCUGUAUGAUAACCGACACUGGUACAAAUAAGAGUAUUUAAAUUCUUCUAUAAACUCAUAAGUAUUGUUAAUUGAAUAGUAUUAAUUGUGUAUUUUA
Messenger RNA from Eufriesea mexicana, 1851 nucleotides. RefSeq names its product 4-coumarate--CoA ligase 1. Lineage: Eukaryota; Metazoa; Arthropoda; Insecta; Hymenoptera; Apidae. Gene Ontology annotation, molecular function: CoA-ligase activity. The transcript has 8 exons. The record is from RefSeq and is a predicted model, not a curated record. Bases 105 to 1742 code for a protein of 545 amino acids.